Molecule: messenger RNA, 2790 nt
Organism: Phycodurus eques (leafy seadragon)
Lineage: Eukaryota; Metazoa; Chordata; Actinopteri; Syngnathiformes; Syngnathidae
Gene: abcf1
Product: ATP-binding cassette, sub-family F (GCN20), member 1
Exons: 26
Coding region: 154-2613 (819 amino acids)
Molecular function (GO): ATP binding; ATP hydrolysis activity
Source: RefSeq, a predicted model, not a curated record
AAAACGCAGACGAAGAAGAAGUAUCUUCACGCUGCCGGGCCGCAUGACAUUUGUAGUCUUGAUACCGGCUUCGGAUAAACUGUUUUGGAUAAACUGUCAGUUUACGGAACAAAAUGCCUAAAAAAGGGAAAGAAGAAGCACAGUGGGUGGGCGAUGAAGAUACCACGACAACAGUUUUCCACAUUUUGCGGUCCAACGCUCUUUCAUCCCACAGAAAAGGCUGUGAAAAAGGGGAAGAAAGAUAAAAAGGGGAAAAAGAGUUUUUUUGAGGAGCUCCAGACAGACGACAUACCUGAAAAGGAGGCUGAGGUUCCUGUGAAAGAUGCUAAACAGCCUCAUAAAAAGAAGAAGGACCGGCGGAAAGCAAAAAUUGGAGAUGCAGAUAAUGAGAGCGAUGAAGAUGUUAUGCUGAAGCUAAAAAAGCUCUCAGUACAAGCGAGUGAUGAGGAAGAUGAGCCUGUUGUUGCCCCCAAGAAAGGAAACGAGAAGAACAAGGGUGGUAACAUUUUUGCAGCUCUCCGCCAGGGCAUGAGUGAUGAGGAAAACAACUCCGAUUUGGAUGAGGAAGAUGAACCGGAAAAUAAGGCUGAGAAGGGCAAGAAAAAAGAUAAAGCUAAACCUAAGGUGACGGUGAAGUCACCAGAAAAUCAUGAUAAUGAGAAGCCAAAGGACAAAGUCAAAGCAAUUAAAAAGAAACCUGCUGAGCAAUCACGUCACGAUGAUGAAGACGAGGGGGCCAACAGUGACAUCGAUGAUAUGAUGAUGAGUGCUGAGGAUGUCAUCGCAGAGCAGGCCAAGCAGCAACAGGACGAUGACCCCUUUUCUAACCUUAGCAAGAAGGAGAAAAAGAAGAAGAAAAAAAUGAUGGAAUAUGAGCGGCAGGUGGCGAGCCUCCGUGCACAGAGUGCCUUAGAGGGGGAUUUCUCAAUUUCCCAAGCUGAAAUGUCCUCCAGACAGGCCAUGCUGGAGAACGCUUCUGAUAUCAAGCUGGAAAGGUUCAGCAUUUCUGCCCACGGCAAAGAGCUUUUUGUCAACGCUGACCUCCUUGUCGUGGCAGGAAGAAGAUAUGGUUUGGUAGGACCAAAUGGCAAAGGGAAGACCACAUUACUGAAGCACAUAGCCAACAGAGCUCUCAGUAUUCCCCCCAACAUCGAUGUGCUGCUGUGUGAGCAAGAGGUGGUGGCUGACGACACGCCAGCAGUCCAGGCAGUGCUGAAGGCAGACACCCGCCGCCUGAAGCUGCUGCAGGAGGAGAAGCAGCUUCAGGCUCGUCUGGAGAAGGGAGAGGACAGUGUGGCAGACAGACUAGACAAGGUCUAUGAGGAGUUGAGGGUGAUUGGAGCUGCAGCAGCUGAGGCCAAGGCAAGAAGAAUUUUGGCUGGCUUGUCAUUUACCCCUGAGAUGCAGAACAGACCCACCAGAAGGUUCUCAGGAGGUUGGAGAAUGAGAGUCUCUCUUGCCAGAGCUCUGUUCAUGGAACCCACCUUACUGAUGCUUGAUGAACCCACCAACCACCUAGAUUUGAAUGCUGUCAUCUGGCUCAACAACUACCUUCAAGGCUGGAAGAAGACUCUGCUCAUAGUUUCCCAUGACCAAAGUUUCCUUGAUGAUGUGUGUACUGACAUCAUGCAUUUAGACAACCAGAAACUCUACUAUUACAGAGGGAACUACUUGACCUUCAAAAAAAUGUACGUCCAGAAGCAAAAGGAGCUGCAGAAACAGUAUGACAAGCAGGAAAAGAAACUUAAGGACCUGAAGGCUGGUGGCAAGUCCACCAAACAGGCUGAGAAGCAGACGAAAGAAGCGCUCACCAGAAAACAACAGAAAGGCAAGAAGAAGGGAGGUCAGGAAGAGGAAAGUCAGGAGGCCACAGAGCUGCUCAAGAGGCCUAAAGAGUACACUGUCAAGUUCACCUUUCCAAACCCUCCACCUCUUUCACCACCCAUUCUGGGUCUGCACAGCGUUGAUUUCUGCUACGAGGGUCAGAAGCCACUCUUCAAGAAUGUGGACUUUGGAAUUGACAUGGAUUCCAGAAUUUGUAUAGUUGGUCCAAAUGGUGUUGGGAAGAGUACUUUGUUGUUGCUGCUCAAUGGGAAACUAAAUCCUACUAAGGGUGAGAUGAGGAAGAAUCAUCGAUUGAAAAUUGGCUUCUUCAACCAGCAGUACGCGGAUCAGUUGAACAUGGAGGAGAACCCCACAGAGUACCUGAUGAGGAACUUUAACCUCCCCUACCAGGAUGGCAGGAAGUGCCUGGGACGUUUUGGCCUGGAGAGCCACGCACACACCAUUCAGAUCUCCAAACUGUCCGGUGGUCAGAAAGCUCGAGUUGUGUUUGCUGAACUUUGCUGCCGCCAGCCAGAUGUGCUGAUUUUGGAUGAACCCACUAACAAUCUGGAUAUCGAGUCCAUUGAUGCUUUAUCAGAAGCCAUCAAUGAAUACAAAGGAGCUGUGAUCAUAGUGAGUCAUGAUGCCCGUCUCAUCACGGAGACUCAGUGCCAGCUGUGGGUGGUCGAGGAUUGUUCGGUCAACCAGAUUGAUGGAGACUUUGACGACUACAAGCGGGAAGUUCUGGAGUCUCUCGGCGAGACCAUGGUCAAUAAGGUUAACCCAUGACUCCUCGGAGCAGUUGUGGGAGAAACAUGUUGCCACCCCAAAGUCCCUCUGGAAUGUUUUUUUUUCCUGGACUGUGUCCUGCAUAAUGGUCUAAACCCUGCAAUCCAAUGCUUUUAAAUAUAGUAGAUAAAUCAUGUUAUGUUGGUUAAGAUGACAAUAAAAGAUUUUUUUUCCCCA